UUUUUAUCUAUGAAAAAUUGUCCGUGGCCGUGUCUGGGAGAAAACCAACACUUCCCUGGUAACGGGCCGCCUGCUUUCGCGCUACGGUCGUUCAACGUUAGUCGAGAUGAAAACGCAUCCAUUCGUUUGUAUUUUCGUAAACCUUGUCCGUGGUUCACUUCAGAGAACCUACUAACUUCAUGCUAUAUGAUGCUAAACAAAGAAUAAAUUUCGUCCGUAAAUGGACCAAGCAUAUUUCAACGCAACGUUUGUGACUGGCAAAAGAUGUUUUCUCACUACAGGGUCCCUUGAUGUUUAAUGUAAUUUAAAUGCGUUUCGUAAUUAAUGUGCCGUGCGCGCAAAAUUUAGUGCUUUGUAAAAACCUUUCAUUUUAUAACGAUGGCAUCAGCUGGGUCUUCAACAACUGCCUCCAAUAGAAGACAGUAUUGUGCAGACGUAUUUCUACGGGCAUGGUUGUGUGCAAAGUCUCCUUUACCAGUUACAGAAAUGAAGAAAGAACUUGAUUUACUAGGAAAUUCAAUAGCAAUGAAUGAGAUUUUGAAAGCGGGUAGUCUCAAUGAGUUUAUUGCCAGGGUUCCCGACCUAACUAUCAGAGAAGGUUAUGUAGUGCCCGCUCCAGUAAGUAGCUCAACAAAACCAUUAGAACGAUGUUUAUUUGCCCAGAUGGACAAGUUCACAAAUGUUGAUUUAACAGCUAUCAACCGUACGCUAGCUGGGGUACAGUUGCAAGCAAAGAGUGGAGAUAUAGUCAGCGCCUUACGGAAACGAGAACAACUAGAAGAACUUCGAAGUGAAUGCCGUCGAAAAAGAGCUGCUCUAGAUCAAAGGAAGCAACAAUUGGUGGAGCUCAAAUCUGUGUCCAGUUCUGAAGACAAAAAGAAGAGGUUUGACGAACUUAUUCAGCACCGUAAUAAAUUGCGAGACCAAGUCGAUGAAAAGAAAGGCGUGUUAGAAAAAAAAAAUGACUUGGAUGUCCUUUCGUGCAAUAUGGAUAAACGUAUCGGGGAUAAGGAGCGUCAGCUGAACCGACUAACUUUGGAUAUCAAACGAGUUGAAGAGCAGCUUGUGAUAAUGGCGCGAGACGGUUUCUCAGAGGCGAAACAACUAGAGAAAGAAAUAAAUGAAAAUCUUAACCAGCAUGAUACUGAUAGAGAUCGUACAAUGAAUGUUUUAGACGUUAUUAUCCAGGAGAAGUGUGGCCACUCAAAAGCCGUUUUAGAACUUCAAAUUGCCGCUAUCGAAAGGUUAAUUGCAAAAAGUAACGAGGAAGAUUCGGAAAAACAUCAAAACAAUUUGCGUCAACAGUUUCAAGAUUAUCGAAACAAACUGACUCUAUUAAAUACUACGGAGGACGAUUUGCGUCGGAAACUACGUGAGAGACAAGCGGACCUUACCGAAGUUCUCCAGUUGCCUGUGGUUGAAAUUAAACAUCUUAUUCGAGAUACGAAUCAGCCAAUAGCAGCAACAGGACAAGCCAUUGUUAGGCGUCCUGUGAUAAUUGAGUCACUUGUACAAGAUGAACUACCCUGUGAUCUUAGCCAGGCGGAUGAUGACAGUAACCAGCAGGCAUUAAACAUCGACGAUAACAGAUGCACUAUCUGCCUUCACGACUUCAAAUCAGAAGUGUCAGAAGCACUUGCUUGCUCACAUAGUUUUCAUAGUUCGUGUCUAAAUACUAUGCGCUCAUUUGGCCAGGACUUAUGCCCUCUUUGUCGACGCUACGAACCACCGUCCGCAAAAUUUCCCUCUUUGACAGACUCUAAUACUUAAAAAGGAUCAAAUUCUUCAUAAAGAUUAUAUAUGAUAUCAAUAUUGUAUAGAAAGGAAGUGCAAAAAAGGCUGGGAAUAAAUACACACGGGUGGAUGUUGAUCUUCGCUAAGCAUACUGGAGUUGUCGAUAUAUAGCUGAAUUUAUUUACAUAUAAAUGUACACUUUACAAACCACGUUGUUGUCAUCCGCGUUCAUUAUAUUUUUAUUAUUUUUUAAUUAUUUUUUUUAUUGUCGAUGUUACUGAAUCUAUUAUGUCAUAGUCCAAUGGGGACUUCACUAGCUCAUAGAUAUUCGCAACUACGCUAGCGUUCAUAUGCAAUGUAUAAGCUACAACUCGGCCGACAAUUAGCCGUCCUUAUUUGCUUCGCUCUGACUACAAUGCUCGCAACCAGGCGAUGCGCAACAAGACAGAGUCACCCAUGCUGAGCACUUAUCUCUUCAAAAAAUAGGGUCGUUGGAUCUUCUGUUUGAACUUGUUAAGGACCCCAACCGCAAACCUUGGGUAAGUCUUCCUCUUAUAAGCGAAAAAAACUCACAAACGUUUCAACAAUUGGCUCCUUCAUCGAGUCGACUUUCAUAUGUUAUUAUAUAUCUGAUAGCUUGCCGGUUUAGAUUUUGUUGCGACAUCAUCGUGUGUGAACGAACGUAAUGCAUCCUCACGCUGUUAAGGAGGUUAUUUCAAAACUGUGAGGAAAUGCGGAAUAAAUACAGGAAAUAUCAUCGGGAAAUUAACACCUGUGUCAUUUGCUGCUUGGCCAUCCAUAGAGCAACAGCAGGCAAAAGCGAUUAUCCGACAUUGAAAAGCUUGUUGUCAGUUCUCCCUUUCCUUUUCACCCGGAAUCUCUUCCCCUUUCAAUCUUCUCACGCUUGGCUCUUUCCGUUCGUUACGUUUUACUUAUCAAUAAUGUGCUUAGCUUAUUGUUGUGUAGAAAUAUUUCGACUUUUUGCCAUCACACUAGACGACUGCUGUCACCUUAACUUCAAAUAACAUCUUUGUCCUUUUCAUGAUUGCGAAGCUCGUGACGAUUUCUUUGACAAUUCUAUCCAGUACUUUUCAACUUUUUCCCAUCCAACUUUUCACCAGUGCUAAUUGACAUCUUGUUGAUGUAAAGGUAUUGCAAUAAUUCCACGCAUGGGCGAACAUGCACAUGAAGUUGGUUAUGAUCUAGCUUUUUAACAAGUCGAACCUUAGUUGCCAAGUUAUCGAUUAGAUCUAAAGGGUUAGCAUGAAUUUGGCGCCAUACGUUACAUCGUCUUAAAUAUUGCGGUCUUUCGUAUUUCGUCUUUACUACUACAUUUCAAGACGCGUCAAAUGUCGACUAUAGAAGCAUCAUUACAUCGUUGUUUUUCAUUCGAAAUGAGCAUUUGGUACUUUGCUACGCCCUAGAACGCCUCUUCACUGCGACUUCGGCUACUACUGCUAUAACAAUAUUAGACCAAUAUUAGUAAGCAUUAUUAUUAUAAGGAACGCUUUCCAUGAGGUACUGAGCUUCGUCGGUUCCAUACAUUUCAAUCAAUCUUUUUCUUGCUGACUUCAUGUCGAACACCGACUUCGAACGCCUUUUUAAUAACAAAGCUUUCAAAUCUCGAGUUAUAAUGGUUGCACAUACUAUAUUAUGUUAAACAUCUCUAACAUGUAGUCACUAGAUUUAAUACCAUUGCUAGUAUACUACGAAGAAAGUUACGAGUAUGAAUAAAAAAUCUUUUUUUUUUCAAUAUGCUACAAAGCCGUAUCUCGCAGUGCCUUCUGGAACGCUUCGGCAAAACACAACAGGGCAGGAAUAAUUAAUGCUGAUUGGAAUCAUUUCAUUACAAAAGGGAUAUAUGGCGCUCAACUAAGGCAUAUGCUAAACAUUGAAUCUCAAUCAAUUUUCUUUCAUUUUAAUUGGUCCUUCCUAUUAUACGAGAAAUUCGCAAGACGACGGGGACGUUUGUAUCGAUGCCCUUUCGCAGAUCUUUGGAUCAUAUCACUGAAUGGCGUGCGUCAUGACAACUCUUAUCUAGUAGAAACAAUAAAUGAAACACGUUGCUCCUUUUCAUUCCUUCCUGUGUUUAUCACACGUAGUGUCGAUACAUGCUGAACACCAGCGAACGAUUUAGUUCGGAUGAUAUCACUCGAUACGCGUAAGAGCUGUAAAUGUUCUCAAGCGAUACCCGGCUGCUAGAAUAGAUUAUCAGCGAUA
This is a messenger RNA of Varroa destructor (honeybee mite), 3954 nucleotides long. RefSeq lists its product as uncharacterized. The record is from RefSeq and is a predicted model, not a curated record. NCBI's taxonomy places the organism in Eukaryota, Metazoa, Arthropoda, Arachnida, Mesostigmata, Varroidae.